AUGGAAGACGUAUCUAGACGGGCGAGAACGUCCGUGGUUCAGGCACGGGUUUCCGCGGACGUGCAUCGGACGGAGGAGCGUGUUCGGACGCCCAAGGAGAGUGCCACUCCGCUCGACGUUCCGAGUCGGAGCUGGGUUCCCCUCUACAGAAACGACGGUUCAACAUUUCGGACAGCGCCGGACGAACAAUUGUCAGGAAAGACAAGCGCAGGGCGUUCGGACGGCUUGACGCGGACGGUUGAAAUGGACGGGGCCGGAAGGGCGACCACGGAAGGGGCGGAGGCACAGCUGCGGGUCGCUCAGAACGGCAUCGGGGAGUUGCUGUCGCAGAUGCACUCGCUGCAGGAGCGCGUAGCGCGGGCGUCCGAGUCGGACGCGUCACGUGACGUCAGCGGGCGUGACGUCAGCCGGGGGGAUCCCCUCGAGAGGCUUGCGGAGACGUCGCUGGCGGCGUGCCUCGAGGGGUUUUUUUUUUUUUUUUUUUU
Klebsormidium nitens is the source of this 485-nucleotide messenger RNA. The record is from the annotation of a GenBank genome assembly. NCBI's taxonomy places the organism in Eukaryota, Viridiplantae, Streptophyta, Klebsormidiophyceae, Klebsormidiales, Klebsormidiaceae.